Molecule: messenger RNA, 2299 nt
Organism: Salvia hispanica
Lineage: Eukaryota; Viridiplantae; Streptophyta; Magnoliopsida; Lamiales; Lamiaceae
Source: RefSeq, a predicted model, not a curated record
CACUUUCUCUCUCUAUAUAGCCAUUUUAUCAUCACGCUUUCUUCUCUGAACUAACUAUAUUCCUAUCACUCUCCCUUUUCUGGCCAUUUUUAUUUAAUUUUCUUUGCAUCCAAAUUUCAAAUACUGUAUAUAUUGUUUUGGAGAAUGUUUUUACCGGCGCCAUUGCAGUCGGCCGAUCAUUCAUUUCUCAUGUGAUCGCCGCGUUUCCAUCAACAUAAUUCUCACUCGCCGCUAAGCCGAUCAUCUGUGAAUCGAUUUUUGAAAUCGACGGAUACAGAUUGGGAGAGAGAGAUUUGCGAUCGGAUUCGGCGGUGAUGGCGUCGAGCACGCUCAGGAAGGCGAUAGGGGUGGUGAAGGAUCAUACGAGCAUAAGCCUCGCCAAAGUGACGGGCAACGUCGCACCGGAUCUCGAGGUUUUGGUGGUGAAGGCGACCACUCACGAAAACGAGGCUGCAGACGACAAGUACGCAAAGGAGAUUCUGAUUUUGAUGGCAUCUUCGAGGAUAAACGUGAACGCUUGUGUAUUUGCGGUUUCGAAGAGGCUGACCAGGACCAGUGAUUGGAUAGUGGCGUUGAAGGUUUUGGUGCUUGUGCACAAGCUGUUGAUUGAAGGGGGCCCUGUUUUUAGACAGGAGAUGCUGUUUGCCAGCAGGAGGGGGCCGAGGGUGCUUAACAUGGCUGGUUUUCGCGACGAUGCACACUCUAGCUCGUGGGAUCAGUCGUCGUUUGUGAGGGCGUACGCGCGGUAUCUGGAUCAGAAGCUGGAGACUAUGGCGUGUGGGAGGAAGAAUCUGAGUGUUGGUGAUGGUGGUGGUGCGGGAUAUGGGAGAGAUGAAGAUGGUUUUAGGAGGGCUAAGUCGUGCGAUGACUUUAGUGGUGGUGGUUCGCGAAUGGGGAGAGAUGAGGUGUUGUGGCUCAAGGAUUUGUCACCGGAGAGGGUGUUGGAUAGGCUGAACCAGCUGCUUCGCGUCCUUGGCCGCUUCUUGGCAUCUAGGCCGACAGGGGCUGCAAGGAGCGCGAGGAUGGUGCUUGUGGCGCUGCGCUUGCUGGUGAGGGAUAGCUUUGUGCUCUAUGAUGACAUAUGUGAUGUAUUGAAGCAUCUUCUUGAGUGUUUCUCGGAUAUGGAGUAUGCUUACCCUGUCACGGCCUUUGAUGCUUAUGUGAAUGCUGCAAAGAUGAUUGUUGACCUCAAUGGCUUCUAUGAUUGGGUUAAGGAUGUGGGGAUAGUGAGGCCUUAUGAGUUUCCGCAAGUGGAGAAGAUCAGUGAUCAGCUUCUGGGACUCGAGAGGCUGAUGAGGGAGAAGGCGAAUAGGGCGGAGAGCCUCAAGGAGGAGGAAAGCUUCUCACAGGUCAAAGAUGAGGGAGAAGAGGUGAGUGUGAGUGACAUUAAAGCACUCCCCCCACCGGAGAAUCCCCUGCAAGACCUAGUGAAUCUUGAUGAUGAUGUAUCGGUUGAUCAAGAAAGCAAUAAGUUGGCAUUAUCUCUGUUCUCUGAGUGGGUUGAAUUCCCAGAAAACGGAGAGGGUAAAGUGAGUUCGGGUUCAGCAUGGGAGAACCCUGCAGCUGAGAGAGGAAAGGCCGAUUGGGAGGUGGUUCUGGUGGAAUCAGUAAGCAAUUUGUCAAUGCAGCAGGUUGCGAUGGGAGGAGGGCUGGAUGCCUUGCUACUUAAUGGGAUGUAUGAUCAAGGGGAGGUGAAGCAGCAUUUUGAGGCCUCCCGGAUGAUUGGUGGGAGCGCAAGCAGUGUGGCAUUGCCCGGGCAGAUGAGUGGAGGGGCGACAGAGGUGCUGGCGUUGCCCCCCGCACCUGAUGUGGCCCAGAAGGACCCCUUUGCCGCGUCCCUCUCAGUGCCUCCGCCAGCAUAUGUGCAGAUGGCGGACUUGGAGAUGAAACGGGAGCUGCUCGCGCAGGAGCAGCAGCUGUGGCAGCGGCAAGCAAGCAACGGGAUGCAAGGGCAGUUGAUGUAUGGGUGUUAUGGUGGUGGUGGUGGUGGUGCUAUGCCGCAGCAUGUUGGGUUGAAGCAGCAGCAGCAGGGGGCUUACUACUGAAGUAUAUCUAUCUAUAUGGCUCUGUGUUGGUAGAUUUGUUUUCUUUAAGAUCACAAUUUUUGUGGGGUGGAAAUAAGGUUGAUUCCAUUUUGGCAAUGUUCAUCGUAGCAAAUGCUCCUCGCUUCUUGGACAUGGGAAUUAGUUGUGUUUCAAUAAAUUCCUUUCUUGUGUUUCAACAAAUGUAGUGUUUUAUUGAGUAAGCACACAAGCACUCAUUCUAUUUUAGACUAAAUUGUGGUCAUUUCUAUUUUCGG